AGGUGUUUUGUUGUGAAACAAUUUCCCAGCAAAACGACAAUAUGCUGCGGGUUUAUUGAAAGGGUACUGUGCUAGGGUAAACGCAAACGAUUCGGAACGCUUGGUUUAAAUUCGUUUGCGACAAACGUGCCGCGUCGGUAGUGGAUUGAUGAAAUUGUUGUACGGCAAGUCCCGUCAGUUAGAGCCACCGUUCGCAUCAUGUGUGCCGCUUCCGUGCGAGUAGAUACGAUGGAGGAACUGCAGGAUUGGGAGUACGUCAAGCGGGGCAUCACCAUGUGGCUUAACAACAUGCCUAAAGCAGCCGAGGAUAGUUUUAAGGAUCGGCCGUCCAGUGUGCACAUCGUAGCAGGACACACAUUCAUCUCGUUUAUGAACGCCGUAAUAUCGUGGGAAACGGAAAAGAUGAACGACGCCCAGACACGCCUCCGAGAGCUUGAGAAACAGUGUGCUGGCGAUGUCGGUUGGUUAAAAUCGGUCCGCUCAAAGCUCUUCGGGUCUAGCGAGCCACGGAAAUCACUCACCGAAACGCUCGAGGAGCAAAUCAUACUGGCGGACAGUCAGCUCUGCUUAGCGAUACUGGUGUCGUUGGGUCAGGAUAUAGGCGGUUUCGUUAAGGGCGGAUGGUUGCUGCGGAAGGCUUGGAAGGUGUACCAGCAUACGUACCAGCAGAUCUAUCAACUGUAUUCCGACACGCAAGACAUUGAUGGAGCAAUGUCUCUGCCACAGGCUCCAUUGCGUCAUCAGCCACCAGCCACAAAGGAUAGCGGUGCGGGGAUGCGAGUAUCGCUCGAUCUGGGAACUCCCUCGUCUACGGAUUGGACGGUGCCGAACUCCACUCUUCAGUCACCAGAUGAUUGCAAGUGGUCAUCACAACUGGAAGCGUUGCGCAAAUCGAAAACGACAACCUUUGAGCUUACCGAACCUUUCAACGAAAUGACCUCGAGUGAAUCAGAUCCGAGCGGAAGUAGUGGCGGCAGUGUAAAGAAGAGCUAUACGACGGAUUUUGUGGGCAUUAUUAGUCCGUCGGGUGCAGGAUCGAGUACCGAGUCACUGGAACACAGCGUACCGUUGGGAGUGGAGCGAAGUAGUAUUGCUGCUCGGGAACGGUUAACGUUAGAUUUUAACCAGGGCAGGGAACGGCGAAUAAACGUACCGAACGGAAUGACGCCAAGGGCAACUACAAGCUGUCGAUUUUUGACGGCCCCCUGUGAGCCGGGUCCUAACGAAAGAGCUAUACACCCAGAAGACGUCCACCGGUUAAUGGGCGCCAUCAGCUUCGGGUACGGUGUGUUUCAACUGAGCAUUUCGCUGUUACCGCCGAGUUUGCUCAAGUUGAUCAGCUUUCUCGGCUUCGAAGGUGACCGGGCGAUGGGAAUUGCGUGUUUGAGCUUUUCCCGCCAAAGCAACGAUAUGCGGGCACCGUUGGCUACGCUGGCCCUGCUCUGGUACUACACCAUCGUGACGCCGUUUUUCGCCCUGGAUGGGUCGAACCUGAGCCUCGAAAUUGCUGCCGCCCAGGAGCUGAUCGAUGAAGCGAACGGUCAAUUUGCCAAAUCGUCGCUUUUCCUAUUCUUUCGAGGUCGUGUCGAGCGUUUAAAGUCCAACAUUCAGGAUGCAAUACGUGCCUACGAGUUGGCGUACCGUUCAUCGGCACAGCGGGAGAUUAAAUUGCUGUGUCUUCACGAAAUCGGAUGGUGCCGGCUGAUACAGCUAGACUUUGGUACGGCGAUGAAAAACUUCAACGAGCUAAAACUGUGCAGUCAGUUUUCCAAGAGCUUCUACUCGUAUCUGACCGCAAUAUGCGAAGGAUCGUUCGGGCAAUUUUCCAACCUCGUCAAAUGGCGAACGGAAAUAUUGGAAUUGAUUAAUAGAUCGCCACAGAAGGACUCACAAAUCGAAAGGUACAUAUUUCGACGCAGCUUGAAACUACCGCGUGCGGAAAGUGGCGAACAGCCCAAGUACAGAAGUUCCCUCUACUGGAAGUAUCUUGUGUUCGAGAUGCUGUUCCUGUGGAACACACUGAGCAGCUGCAAUGAGGAGCAGUUGGAAAGCAUGGUGGCCGACUGUUCACAGCCGACGGACGCGUUCAGCGAACCGAUGGUGGGAAUCUCUCGGUUAAUUCUAGGCGCCUGUCUGACCUGUCGGGCCCGGUACGAUGAGGCGAUUCGUGCAUUCCGCGAGUGCAUAUCCAUGCGGGAGAAGUUCGACCAUCAGGAGCAACAGGAUAUGCACAUUUCAGCCUUUGCCUAUUACGAACUGGCUGUGCUUUUGCUUCGCCAGCAGAACGAUGGUGCCGCCGAGGCACAUCGGUUGCUUCUGCAUGCGCAGCAAAACUUUAAAAAUUACGACUUUGAUAAUCGCGUCAGCGUGCGCAUUCACACCUUGCUGAAGCGGUUGAAUUAGGAGCGCUUCGGGCGGAAGGGCUUUUUUUUAAUGUUAGAGACGAUAUGUUUGCAUUGGUGCCUUAUUUAUUGAAUCCCCCCCAAAACACACACACACUUUAGGGUAUAUAGGAACAGAUAUUACAAAGAAUGGUAGCUUUUUUGGGUAGUAACACGCUUGCGUACGUACUUCUUGCUGGUCAAGGAAAUCCAUAUAGAUAGCAAUAGAUAGUCUGGCCUGUUAUUCACCAGUGCUGAAGCAAAAGUAGAAUAGCAAUUGUUGUUGAUGAUAUUUCCUACCUAAUCCCAAAGCAACACAAUAAAAGGUUCAACAAUCGCCAACGGGGAAGAAAGCGUCAACCGGAAACAAUAAAUUUUAUACAAUACCAGUUACAAAACACGAAUGUCCAACUGUUAAUGUAGAUUGUAAAAUUGUCCAAAUAAAAUUGUAUGCUAUUA
Messenger RNA from Anopheles moucheti, 2840 nucleotides. Its product is annotated as tetratricopeptide repeat protein 39C-like. Lineage: Eukaryota; Metazoa; Arthropoda; Insecta; Diptera; Culicidae. Gene Ontology annotation, molecular function: protein binding. The record is from RefSeq and is a predicted model, not a curated record. The transcript is spliced from 7 exons. Gene Ontology annotation, biological process: cilium assembly. The coding region runs from base 199 to 2403 and encodes 734 amino acids.